Molecule: messenger RNA, 2343 nt
Organism: Drepanopeziza brunnea f. sp. 'multigermtubi' MB_m1
Lineage: Eukaryota; Fungi; Ascomycota; Leotiomycetes; Helotiales; Drepanopezizaceae
Source: RefSeq, a predicted model, not a curated record
AUGCCGGAACUACCUAAGACAGGCUUUACUGUCCCGAUUUCCAAGUUCCAGAAGUAUGAUGCCAAGUUUGCGGAUGCUGUUUUGCAACGUGUAGUUGCUUGCUGGGUUUGGGGCUGCGGUUGUGGCUGUGAUGAACUUUUCGAAAUUCGCGAAAUCUUCGAGUCCGUACAGGAUGCCAUCAAGAACCUCUUCCGUUUCUCGAUCAUAAUUCGCAACAAUACUAACCGUGACCGGUAUGCGAAAGCGGCUGCAUCUGCAACCGCCAACCCGUUCAAUGAGCAGUUUGACGUUCAUCACAGGAAAAACCGCUGGCUGAUUGAGAGACGUGGGAAGGCAAUUACCCAGCGGCGACAGUACCUGAAGUAUUGUCGAGAAUAUCAUGACAAUACUGCAAGAGGUGCAGAAGAGUCACGGCAUGAGACAACCGGCGUUCAGCCUGCCCAGCUGUCCAAACAACCAUCUGCAAGGCCGAUGCCAAUUUCGAGGAGCGGCUUCUCAAAGCAACCUAGUACUCUAGCUCAUACACAGGCAUCUACCCUCAUGUUGACCUCCGGCCAAGUACUCGAAGAAGAUACGGAAAACACUCUGUCUCAGACUCCGUAUGCGACAUCUAAUGAUGACCAAGGCAGCGGCGCUACACUCUCUGUCAUCAAAUUGGAGCAUGUCUCCAAGGAGCUCAAACAGUUUGAAUGCCCUUAUUGCUGGCAAAUCCAGACUGCUCGAACCCAGAAAGCUUGGAAGAGGUCAGAUGCCUACGAGAGUCACCUCGAAAGUCGCCAUCCCGAAAAUUUCACCAAAGGCCAAUUACCGGCACUUCUCGAAAUGAGGCAACGAGCACUUGUCAAAAUGUGGCCCACUGACAGCCCUCUUGCCCUCUUUGCCAUACCUCAAGGAUACACCGAAGAAGGCGAAGCUGAUUCUGGCAACGCUGCCCCACGAAUGGAAUUCAACUCCCACUCUGUUCAGAACAGCGUAGCCAGCUGGAGCUUCAGUGCCGCAAAGGAUUUGAGAAAUUGCGAAGACAUGUUGAAUGAAUUAGCCGAGCAUGAGCCAUUACUAAGCUACUUUAUAGAACCAACAACCCUCCCGCCCUUCUCUGUAUGGUUACCUGGGCAAGGAAACGUUACUGUAUUCCGUCUCAGUAUCCUCGAGAUCAGUCAGAGGCUCGCAAGUGACAAACAUAGAAAUGCAGAGGCGGUGUGGCUAGACAUUGGAUUGAUGUUUUCUGUUUACAGAUGCACAAUAAAUGCCUUGCUCAUGAGCCGUUCUGAAUGUCCUAUGCGAGAUUCCAUCUUAAGAGAAUUUGACAGGAUCUGGAGAGGAACCGUGGAUCACACACGCACAGAGGAGAACGACGAAAGGAGAGAGGCAUUUAGCGAGUCUGCGGAUCUUGUUAUCGUUGAUCUUGGCCCAAAUGAGCCGCCAGAAAUCAGCGGGUUUCCAAGACCAUCUUUUGCGCAAGGGGAAGCCAUUUGGACAGACGUGGACCAAAGACCUCCUGAAGACGGUACUGGCUCUGCCUCGACACUGCCUCACUCUAGCAUCGAUGGAACCCUAGCAGACAGAUCGAAGAUGUUGGAUACACUACGCGAAGAGGCACGGAUUACUGGCCUUGUGUCCCCAAAUACCACUUCGGUGAUCCCGUUGACGGAGGCUGAGUCCCAUUUCAGAAGAAGGCUAAUCCGCGAAGACUUCAAUCAACGCUGGCCACCAUCAACGUUGUGGCCAAUGGAGAGGGUGACAGACGUCUUAGAGUCUGCAAAUGCGAACGAGCACUCUCCACAAAACGAUGAACCUGCUCUAUCCGGAUCUCAAAGUCACGGAGGCACCAUGAAUACCCUCGCCUCAGAUUCAACAAACACGGCAAGCCGGGAUUUGGCGAAGCAGUUACGUAGGUAUCGUCUACCCGCAAUUCAGGCGCCGGAAUUUAUCGACGAGGGUAUUGCCGUUUCCGCCGAAUCUAACUGGGCUAUUGUUCAUCAAAGCGAGCCUGCGAGCUUUGUAGUAGUAUUAUAUAUAUUUAAGGCAAAGCAAGCGACAGAGACUCCAUCUUCGAAACGGACACCAAGAGUACUGAGAAGAUUUCCUAGAGCCUAUAUUUUCGUCGCAUUGAUAGUUGCCCCGAAACCACUUUCCAGCUCGCUUAUGAAAGGGGCAAAGCCAACUUCUUCAGAUUCACGACAUACCAAUCGCUCUGCCAAUGAUUCGACCCUAAUGAGAUUUUCAAAUCUCGUACAAAGCGAUUCAUAUAUCAUCCGCGUAUAUAUGCAUCUAUCUGAUAAAGACCAUCCAAACGAUCAAGGCCACGUAUCGGCCACUGGCCUUCAUAUUCAACAAAAAUAA